This is a messenger RNA of Pogoniulus pusillus (Red-fronted tinkerbird), 2495 nucleotides long. RefSeq names its product regulator of DNA class I crossover intermediates 1 (gene REDIC1). The record is from RefSeq and is a predicted model, not a curated record. The annotation marks the transcript as partial. Lineage: Eukaryota; Metazoa; Chordata; Aves; Piciformes; Lybiidae. The transcript is spliced from 12 exons.
AGGAGCAGAAUAAUUUUAAAGCAGGAAAGGAGAAAGCAAAAGGAAUUCUUUGAAAAGAAGAAGCUUAAGUCAAAGAUGAAGUUUCUGGAAGUAUCAUCUCCUAAAAGUUCAGCAGUCAGUUUAGAUCUCCUCAAUCUGUAUGUUGUUGACCAGAUAAAGGACAACACCAAGAAGAUGAGGAAACCAGUCCACGUUGGUAUCACUGAGCAUGCAAAAAUGCCUGUUAGGAGGCACAACAUAGAACUUCCCACAUCACCACAACGCUUACAGCAUGUGUCAAACUUAGAUGACAUCCAGAACAGAUUACAAAAGCAAGUAUUGGACAGCAGAAGGCAGCAUCUUGCAGAGAAAGUAAAAUACCAGCACAAUUUAUCACAAGUAACAGAACUAAAGUAUCAUAACUCUAGUAUGGAACAUGGAGAAAAUAUGGCAAGAACUCCUAGUGCUUGUCCACUGCCGCCUUCUGAUAUUUGGUCCUCUGACUGUACACAACUUUCAGAAGAAAAUUUCAACACAAACCUAAUGGGCAACGCUUCAGAACAGACCUGUGAUGAGAGGCAGCAAACCCAGCCAGGAAAUUGUUCUGAUCAGGACAUCUGGACUGCAAAACCUCCAAGUCAAUGUAUGUUCAAAAAGUCUGAUACAGUGACUCAGGACCCAUUUAAGCCAUUGCACAGGCCAGCCUAUGUGAAUUCUGACAGGAAAAACCCAGUGAUAAUGGCCAGUAACAAAUCAGGAACCAGUGAAGGCUUAAAAGAACUAUUAUUUGACACAAAAGAAACUGCAGAAGCUCCCCAAGAUGGAAAUGAUUGUUCCUUUCUGGCACUGUUUGAAGAUGAGAGCCCAGCAAUCCAUCAUAAUCCUUCCACAAAGCAUUUUAAUUCUGUUGUUAAUGAAAGCAAUACUGCCAUUAUUUUCAUUGAUCCUGAUGAUCGAUAUCAAGUGACCAACAGAAAUUAUCUGUAUCAUACUAGAGAGGCUUAUUCUGAAAUCAGUACAAAAAAGCAUUUUGUAGACAGACACCUUGAAGGCAUUUUUACAGUUCCAGAACAGGUAUUGCUUGAAAGUAACAAUGUCUUAAGCACAAGCUACAAGAAAACCACUGAACUUCAUAAAACCCACCUACAGGACUGUUGUGAGGGACAGCACUAUGUCACAGCCUCUGAAAAGAAAGAAGAACCUGCAAACCUUGAAAAAAAUGAAAUGUUUGCUUAUCACCAUGAUCAGCAGAUUCAUCUCAAUGAGCAUGGGCAGAAGUAUUCAAGGAGAAAAAGUGAUGACAAGUCUUUGAAAGAAUCAGAAGACCCAGCCCAGAGACUGAACCAGCUCUUUCAGUUUGAAGAGUUCACAGCAGCACGAGAGAAAAAGUCCAUGUUUGGAAUGACUUCAAAGCUUCACAAGGUGCAGAAGGGCAGGGAGUCAUCACUCAGCAGCCAGUAUCCCAUCUACAAUUCAAGGCAAACAGAGAGCUGUUUCAGCUGUAGUUCUGACACGUCUGAAGUGGAAGACACAGCCGAAAAGAAGAAAUAUUUGAAUGAUCAAUUUUUGAAGAUAGAUGACAACCUAGUCUCAGCCUCAGCGAGCACAGAGCCCCUCAGAACACCUCACACCAGAACUGUGCCUCUCCAACCCAGCAAUAUGUUGACUACAGAGGAAGCAAACCAUCUCCAGGAGAAAGUCUCUAUUUCAUGUGCCACAAAGGAAGAAAACGAAAACGACACUGCCCCAUCUGAGGGCAGCUCAUUACACCAAGCCCUUAAGAGACAGCAUGUCACUCGCAGCACCCGAUGUGAUGUUUGGUCGCAGACUGAGAGCUCUGUUACAGAAGUGAGGAAAGUGCAUGUUGCCACCCAGUGUGGCACCAUGCAGGUGUGCAGCUGUGGGAGCUCCCUCCUCUCUGCCAGCAGCCCAGGGCGGGUCACUCCCCCUAGCACUGCAGGCACCACCAGAGGGCAUGAAAUGCAAGCCUAUGAGGCUCUGCAGCCUGUGGGCAUGGGCAGCACGCCAGAAAUAGAAGUGUUUGCUUCUGAAGCUGAGUAUCUGAGCUUGGCCGGCAGAAGGACUCUAGAGGUGCUGAAUUACAUUGAUACUAUGAAGGAGAGAGAUAAGCAGUGACCAGCUAGAAUGGCAUGUAGGGAAUACAGAUGUUCCAUCCUGUUCUUGGUGUGUUUCAUUUAACUGGCACAUGGUGACCUUUCUAGCCUGGUUAGACAAAAUAUUCUUUCACUAUUUGUUUGCUUUAAAUUAUUAUUAACUGUGAAGUUCUAUCUACCUACUGCUAUCACUCACUAUGUGUUUCUAUAAAUCUCCAGCUGUUAACACAGGAUGUUACAAUAGUCUAGUAACUAUAAACCUUAGGAAUUAGAUUGCUUUCACACCAUAUAGCCAUAGGAUUCUGUGGUUUUGAGAUUGACUUUGCCACUCUUGAAGGUAGCAGAAAGAUUCUGGUUUGCUUCAAAAUAUAUUUGAUGUAGCUCUUAGUUUAGAACUCUUAU